This is a messenger RNA of Acanthoscelides obtectus, 514 nucleotides long. The record is from the annotation of a GenBank genome assembly. NCBI's taxonomy places the organism in Eukaryota, Metazoa, Arthropoda, Insecta, Coleoptera, Chrysomelidae.
GAAAAUAAUCCAGUGGGGUCAGGUCGGGUGACCGCGCAGGCCAAGGCACAGGGCCACCUCGGCCGAUCCACCUAUUUGUCGUCCAAAUACUGCCGCACUUGUAAUGAAAAGUGGGCUGGAGCGCCAUCGUAUUGAAACCACGUGUUGGCUCUUAUGUUCAGUGGCACAUUUUCUAAUAGUUCCGGUAGCACGUGCUGUAAGAAUCGACCAUAAGCAUGCCCAUAUACAUUAAACGUGGUGGAAGCAAAUAUGGCCCGAUGAUAUGCUCGUCCACAUUAAAAAAGGUAGAGUACAUGGGACGAUAUUUUCAGAAAUUUGAAAAUUAUUGUAAAAAUGAUGAAAAAAAAACAGAUUUUCAUCAAAUUCCUCAUUAUUUUAAAUUUAUGGCGUUUUUUAUACUGUAUGAGCAAUCACUACAAAAUUGACACAAUAGCUAUCACUACAAAAUUUAUUCCAAUAUGAUAGGACAUUUAGUUUAAAAGUUGUAACAAUUUAUUUCAAUAGGGUUAGCAGC